GGAUUGAGAUGAUGAGUUGCCAUGUAUGAUUCCAUAGAUUUAACGAGCCCAGAUCUUUCCGUAUAUUUUAUUUCUCUGUAUGAUAUUAACUCUGUACAAUUCCCCAACUCUUGCUAUAUAACCCUCUGUCACUCUCGUUUUAGUUUUUCAGACCGUGUCUCUUUCGCUCUUUCUCUCUAUCUCUUUCUAGUUUCUGACUAAAUUCUUCCUUCAUUCUCCAUUUUUAACGUUUUCUCGCCGUAGAUCUCAUUUUUUGUAUCGGUUUCCGGCGAGAAUCUGAGAUCUGAAUCAGAGGUUUCUCGCCGGCGGAUGUUGAGAGUUUGACCGGGGAGCGAUCUGAGAGUCGGGAGUGGUUGCGAUGGGGCAGUGUUACGGGAAGCCGGUUGUGAAUGGGAACGGUAAAGGAGGUGUGGUCGAGGAGUAUCCGCAAUCGCCGUUGCCGUCGGUGGGGAACGGAGCGGCGAGCGUGCAGUCAGUGAAGACGCCUGCUCGAUCAUCGUCGACGAGCCCCUGGCGGAGUCCCUUCCCGCACGGCAGUGCUUCCAGUCCGCUUCCGGCUGGAGUGGCGCCGUCUCCGGCGAGGUCGUCGACUCCGCGGAGGUUCUUCCGUCGCCCGUUCCCGCCUCCGUCGCCGGCGAAGCAUAUCAAGGCGUCUCUCGCGAAGCGGCUCGGUCCUGCGAAGCCGAAGGAGGGUCCGAUCCCGGAAGAAGGUACGGAACCUGAACAAUUACUUGAUAAGAGCUUCGGCUACGGUAAGAAUUUUGGUGCCAAGUAUGAAUUGGGGAAGGAGGUUGGGCGAGGGCACUUUGGUCAUACCUGCUCUGCUAGGGGCAAGAAAGGAGAGCUAAGAGACCAACCUCUUGCAGUGAAGAUCAUAUCAAAAGCGAAGUUCUCCCAAGGUUAUUUGAUAUGCAAGGGACAGAGAAAUAGGUGCUUGUCCAGCAGGAAUAUUAGGCAUCUGAUAUGGAGGCCUAAAAAUUUCAAAUGUGAUCUUACCAUGCUCAAGUCGCUAUAUAUCCGUCAUAUGACAACAGCAAUAGCAAUUGAAGAUGUUCGUAGAGAGGUAAAGAUAUUGAAGGCUCUAUCAGGGCAUGCGCAUCUAGUCAAAUUUUAUGAUGCAUGUGAAGAUGCAAAUAAUGUGUACAUAAUCAUGGAAUUGUGCGAAGGUGGGGAACUACUAGACAGAAUUUUAUCAAGAGGAGGAAGAUACACUGAAGAAGAUGCAAAAGCAAUUGUUGUACAAAUCUUAAGCGUUGUUGCAUUUUGUCAUCUUCAAGGCGUUGUGCACCGUGACUUAAAGCCAGAGAAUUUCCUUUUUACCUCAAGAAGUGAAGAUGCUGAUAUGAAGCUUAUUGAUUUUGGUCUUUCUGACUUUAUUAGACCAGAUGAAAGACUCAAUGAUAUUGUUGGAAGUGCAUACUAUGUUGCACCUGAAGUUCUCCAUAGAUCCUAUUAUCUGGAAGCAGAUAUUUGGAGUGUUGGCGUUAUUACAUAUAUCUUGUUAUGUGGAAGCAGGCCUUUCUGGGCAAGGACAGAAUCAGGAAUUUUUCGUGCAGUAUUAAGAGCUGAUCCUAAUUUUGAUGAUUUACCCUGGCCUACAGUCUCAGCUGAAGCCAAGGAUUUUGUUAAAAGGCUAUUGAAUAAGGACUACAGGAAGAGAAUGACUGCCGUCCAAGCUCUGACUCACCCCUGGUUGCGGGAUGGAAGUCAUCCUAUCCCUCUGGAUAUAUUGAUCUAUAAGUUGGUCAAAUCUUAUCUUCUUGCUACACCUUUUAAACGUGCUGCACUAAAGGCUCUCUCAAAAGCUUUGACGGAGGAUGAGCUGGUGUACCUUAGAUCUCAAUUCAAGCUGUUGGAACCUGGUAGAGAUGGGAGUGUGUCUUUGGAUAGCUUCAAAAUGGCCCUUGCACGGAAUGCAACUGAUGCCAUGAAGGAAUCUAGGGUUCCUGAUAUUCUAAAUGCGUUGGAACCAUUGUGCUAUAGAAGGAUGGACUUUGAAGAGUUUUGUGCUGCAGCUAUUAGCACACAUCAACUGGAGGCUUUGGAAGGGUGGGAGCAGAUCGCCUCUACCGCUUUUGAAAUUUUCGAGCAGGAGGGGAAUCGUGUCAUCUCAGUUGAGGAGUUGGCUCGGGAACUGAAUCUGGGUCCUUCAGCUUAUUCGGUCCUGAAAGAGUGGAUCAGAAACUCAGACGGAAAGCUCAGUUUACUUGGAUAUACCAAAUUUUUGCAUGGUGUAACUCAUCGAAGCUCAAACACCAGACAGCAUUAGUUUUUAGGCUUUGAGAUUUGAUUCCUUAAAAAUUCAUGACAUUCAGAAGAUUUGCAGGAAUAUUUUUUCUUCUUUGGGGGUUGGGGUAAAGGAAAAUUGUGUAUACAUGGAUGUUAGUCAAGCCAGAUGUGAUCUUGUUGAGGCGAAUUAAGUCAGAAGGAUCUCUUUGCUCGUUCCCUGCUUUGGCAAAUCUUAUAUUUAUGUGGGUUUGAGCUCAUAGUAUGAUUGUUUUAAUCAUUUCAAGAAAGACAGAAAAGAAUUAACAAUUGUUUCCAUAA
This is a messenger RNA of Vitis vinifera (wine grape), 2547 nucleotides long. RefSeq names its product CDPK-related kinase 3. The transcript has 12 exons. Gene Ontology annotation, cellular component: nucleus; cytoplasm. Gene Ontology annotation, molecular function: calcium/calmodulin-dependent protein kinase activity; ATP binding; calmodulin binding. The coding region runs from base 359 to 2269 and encodes 636 amino acids. Gene Ontology annotation, biological process: peptidyl-serine phosphorylation; intracellular signal transduction; protein autophosphorylation. The record is from RefSeq and is a predicted model, not a curated record. NCBI's taxonomy places the organism in Eukaryota, Viridiplantae, Streptophyta, Magnoliopsida, Vitales, Vitaceae.